AUGAAUCCUUCUGUUCAACCGAAGAAAGUCUGGCGUAACGUCGCCAUCAUCGCCUAUAUCGUAUUGGCAGAACCUCUUGCUUCUACGUCCCUUCUGCCCUUCGUCUACUUUAUGGUGCGUGACUUUGGCUAUGAGGAUCACCAAGUAGGCCUUCGGGCAGGGAUUAUUACAUCUGCAUUCUUCGUCGCCCAGAUGAUUGCCACACCCGGCUGGUGUCUGCUGUCCAACCGGCUAGGACGACGACCAGUCCUUAUAACUGGACUACUUGGCAGCGGUCUUAGUUUGAUACUGUUUGGGCGGUCCCAAUCGUUCAUCGAGGCGGCAAUAACGCGCAGUUUGGGUGGUCUAUUAAAUGGAAAUCUGCCCAUCUGCCGUACCUAUAUCGGCGAGUUGGCAACACAAACCCAGUCAGAUUUGUCCAAACUAUUCAGUGUUUUUGGUUUUGCACUCUCGAUGGGCUUCAUGGUGGGACCGCUUUUGGGCGGAGCAUUUGCCGAUCCAGCAAAUAAUCUAGGCUUUGCUGGACCGGUGGAUAUUUUCGCUGCGUAUCCAUGGUUACUGCCUUGCCUUCUCAGCGCUGCUGUCAACCUAGGCGCGUGUUUCGCGGCAUAUUUUGCCCUCGAUGAAACCCAUACGUUUGAUACUCCUUCAACGGAGGAGCAUAGUCCAAAUGAAGUUGAUUCGCUACUUCCUCAAAAUUCCGUGACGGACAGUAAUAUCCUGUCCAAAUCAACAUCAGAGUCUCGGUGGAAACAAGCAGCGGCUUUGCUCAGUUCAGCGUGUUUCUUCACCCAUGUCAUUCUUUUCGACGAGCUAUUCUCAGUAUAUGCCGCAUCCAGUUUAUCUAAAGGCACCGGGUUAUCAUUCCAGCCCCGACAGAUUGCGAGCGUUCUGACUAUUGCUGGACCAUCGAUGGGUCUGGCACUGCUCCUAUUCCCACGGCUACAGCGGCAAAUACGACUACCAAUAAUCUACCAGAUAACAUCUGUUAUAUUCGUGCUAAUUUAUCCUUUGUUCUCGCUACUUCCUGGGCUAGCAAAUCGUGAUGAUUCUACCGCGGAGGCCGGAUCAGUUCUCUGGACCACACUUCUCACCCUGGUAUCUGUGCGAUAUGCGGUGCUUGCAGUCAGUUUAACGAGCUUGCAAAUAAUAUGCAAUAGCCUCGUCCCUCCGCAAGAACUGGCCCUCUUCAAUGGCUUGGGUCAAUCUGUAGGCUCCCUUUCUCGCGCCGUAGGGCCCUCGUUGGGCGGUGCAACUUGGUCCUGGAGUCUUUCUAACGGACUGUCAGCGCCCUUUGAUUAUCAUGCUAGUUUUUGGUUGCUGGCCCUUCUCGGGCUCGGUCAAGGUAUGGCCACUAUCAGCCUGUUCAAACGAGAACGCUUAGUUGAAUAA
Talaromyces atroroseus is the source of this 1392-nucleotide messenger RNA. RefSeq lists its product as hypothetical. Bases 1 to 1392 code for a protein of 463 amino acids. Gene Ontology annotation, molecular function: transmembrane transporter activity. Gene Ontology annotation, biological process: transmembrane transport. NCBI's taxonomy places the organism in Eukaryota, Fungi, Ascomycota, Eurotiomycetes, Eurotiales, Trichocomaceae. The transcript is spliced from 6 exons. The record is from RefSeq and is a predicted model, not a curated record.